UUCAGUUCGAAGCUAACAAGGGCAUGGUUAGAAAUUUCUACCUUCACAAUUGAUCGAAAUUUAUAGUCAGAUAACACACAGAAAUAAUAUAUUUAUAAUAUUUAAAAUACAUUCUUGAGAAUUUCGUAAUGCCUGUUAAAAAGAAUCCUGAAAUCAAAUCCGAACAGAGCUCACCGAUUGUAACGCGACGCAGUGCCCAACAGGCCAAGAUCCAGACCCGAGCCAUGGUGAAAUCCACAUCGACUUCAACAUCGGCAGCAGCAGCCACAUCAACAGCCGCUGCCGCCGGAGCAACACUAUCGAAUCGGAGUGGAGAAGCUCGCAAACCGAGUGCAGCACUGCUAGAAGCAAAACGUCGUGCUCGCAAUCAGUUGAAAGCCCAAAGCAAUAUGUCCAACAUAGUAAUGCAUGAGACUGUCACCGAUAUAUUUCAAAAUGCUGUCAAUGCCAAAGGCAUGCUACGUGGCCCCACAGCCCUGAUCUUUGAUGAAACGAUGAGUCAACAUUGUUGCCUCUGGGAUAAAUUGCAUUGGGAGCGACCCGAACGUUUUACACGUGUCUUGGAACGCUGUCAGGAGCUGAAGCUAGUGGAUCGUUGCCUUCGCAUCAAAUCACGUUCGGCCACCAAGGAAGAGAUUCUUAAACUUCACACAGCCGAGCAUUAUGAACAAUUGGAGCUAACUUCUGGCAUACGCGACGAUGAGAAUAUGGAAGAAUUGAGCUCACAUUUUGAUUCCAUCUAUAUACAUCCGUCCACUUUUGAGCUGUCACUUUUGGCAAGUGGAUCCACCAUUGAGUUGGUGGAUCAAUUGAUCAUGGGCAAAGCGCAGAAUGGCAUGGCCAUUAUACGUCCGCCUGGCCAUCAUGCCAUGAAAGCGGAAUUCAAUGGCUAUUGCUUCUUUAAUAAUGUGGCCUUGGCGGCCAAGCAUGCCUUGGAUAAGCAUAAACUGCAAAGGAUUUUAAUUAUUGACUAUGAUGUCCAUCAUGGCCAGGGAACCCAACGAUUCUUCUACGAUGAUCCAAGGGUGCUCUAUUUUUCUAUACAUCGUUUCGAGUAUGGAAGCUUUUGGCCAAAUUUGCAUGAAUCGGAUUUCCAUGCGAUUGGAACUGGUGCUGGGCAGGGAUAUAACUUCAAUGUACCCCUCAAUGCAACGGGGAUGACAAAUGGUGAUUAUUUGGCCAUAUUCCAGCAGCUCUUGAUGCCAGUUGCCUUGGAAUUCCAACCGGAAUUGAUUUUAGUAUCGGCUGGCUAUGAUGCCGCCUUGGGUUGUCCCGAAGGUGAGAUGGAAGUGACACCCGCUUGCUAUCCGCAUUUGCUCAAUCCGUUGCUACGCUUGGCCAGCUGCCGCGUGGCAGUGGUCCUGGAGGGUGGCUAUUGCCUGGAAUCAUUGGCCGAAGGAGCAGCGCUUAGCUUGCGUAGUCUGCUCGGCGAUCCGUGUCCCCCGCUGGUGGAGCCCGUACAAAUUCCACGGCAAGAGCUAACCGAAGCCCUGCUCAAUUGCAUUUAUGCACAUCGUCCGUAUUGGCGUUGUCUGCAGCUACAGAAGACAUAUGACACAAACUCCCAGCUUGUUGGUGAUCAUCUGACAGAAUCGAGCCCUAAUGUGGAUGAGCAUCGAGUGCAUCGUGUUUGGAUUGGUGGGCCGCCGGCCAUGGACAGAUAUCCGACAAGAGACACUGCCAUUCUCCUGCCCCCCGAAGUGCAUGCCCGGAAUAAGGCACGGCUGAGAAUUUUACGCGCCGAGACGAAACUAUCGGCACCCACUGUCCGCGUUUGUUAUGCCUACGAGGAGGAGAUGCUGCAACAUUGCAAUCUGCAUGACGUGGGCCAUCCGGAGCAACCGAUGCGCAUUAAGCACAUUCAUCAGAUGCACAAGGAGUACGAAUUGUUAACCAGAAUGAUGCCUUUAAUGCCCAGAGCAGCCACCACAGAUGAGGUUUGUCUCGCCCAUACGCGAUCCCAUGUGAAUUCGAUACGUCGUCUAUUGGGACGCAGCCCCGAGGAACUCCAGGAACUUGGAGCUGGCUUCAAUUCGGUAUAUCUGCAUCCGCGUACCUUUGAUUGUGCCACUUUGGCAGCCGGUUCCGUGCUUCAAGCUGUCGACUGUGUCCUGCGCGGUGAGACGCGCAGCGGCAUUUGCAAUGUACGUCCGCCUGGACACCAUGCCGAACCGGAUCAACCGCAUGGCUUUUGUAUAUUCAAUAAUGUGGCCAUUGCCGCUCAAUACGCCAUACGAGAUUUUGGUCUGCAGCGUGUGCUUAUUGUCGAUUGGGAUGUCCAUCAUGGCAAUGGUACCCAGCACAUUUUUGAGGCAAAUCCGAAGGUCCUGUACAUAUCAGUGCAUCGCUAUGAGCAUGGCAGCUUCUUCCCCAAGGGACCAGAUGGGAAUUACGAUGUGGUGGGCAAGCAGGCUGGUCGAGGAUUCAAUGUUAAUAUACCCUGGAAUAAGAAGGGAAUGGGCGACAUGGAGUAUGCUUUGGCCUUCCAACAAUUGAUCAUGCCAAUUGCGUAUGAGUUCAAUCCCCAGUUGGUGUUGGUCUCUGCUGGAUUCGAUGCUGCCAUUGGUGAUCCAUUGGGCGGUUGUAAGGUUACGCCCGAGGGCUAUGGCCUGUUCACCCACUGGCUAUCGGCGUUGGCUGGCGGCAAGAUUAUCGUUUGCCUGGAAGGUGGAUACAAUGUCAAUUCCAUAUCAUAUGCCAUGACAAUGUGCACAAAAUCUCUAUUGGGUGAUCCCAUGCCCACGCCACAGUUCAAUAAUGGCUCUGGCGAUGCCAGGAAACCACCAACGGUCGCCUUUCAAAGUUGCCUGGAGACACUGCAAUCCUGUUUGGAGGUACAACGUCAUCACUGGAAGUCCGUGGACUUUGUCAAUCGCCGCCUGCCGGCUGGUCAAGGAGUAGUUAGCGAAAAUAAUAACGAGGAUUUUCUUGCUGCUACUUUGCAACAAUUAAGUUUAUCAAAUGACCAAGAUGCACAGGGCGCAGCUGGCGGUGCGCAAGGAGAUCAGCGGCCAAGCGGCAGCAAACCCAAAGUCAAGGUAAAAACGCUCACCGAAUUUAUGGCCGAGAAUAAGGAGGCCCUUGAAUCCGAGGAGAUGUUUGCCGUUUAUCCGCGCAAGAAUUGUCCACAUUUGGAUCAAGUAUUAAAGGAAUUGCCGCCAUCAAUAAACACAAAUGUUGCGUGCGGUGAUUGCUCUUCCCUGACGGAGAACUGGAUGUGCUUGAGUUGCCAGAAAAUCGGUUGUGGUCGUUAUAUUAACGAGCAUAUGGAAAAACACUGCCUGAAACAUUCACAUCCAUUGGCAUUGAGCUUCAGCGAUCUAUCUGUUUGGUGUUACAAAUGUUCCGACUACAUCGAUCAUCCCAGUCUGUAUAACAUUUUGAAUUUGGUGCAUUUGAGUAAAUUUCAAGAGCCCAUGGCCUGGACCUAUAGCUGUGAGAAACGUGAAGAUGGCUGUUACUCCAAUCAAUUGGAUAAGGACGAGGAUGAUGGCCAGAACGGCAGCAAUUUUUAUAUACACUUGGAACGCGAUAACUGACAUAUGCUGUUGCGCGUGCUGGAUGCCCUUACGGAUUACUUGUGCACGCUCUGGCCACCAAUUCGACACCUUUUGCGCUUCCUUAACGAGCAUUUGUGGCCUCUGUUGGGUCGGAUUUACUUAAAACUUGUGCACUACUUCCUGGCUAACUAGAAACAAACAAAACAACAACAACAACACCAACAACGAUCACCGAUAUUAACAUCAAGAACAUCCUUUAUUAUCAGCAGCAGCAUUUGCGCGCAGCAUUUGACACAUAUUCAUAUUAUUGUUAAGAAAAAGGAGCUUCACGAGGAAGGAGUUGAAUAUUUUGAUAUUCAUCUACCGCCCGCUUCUUAGUUUGUAUACAGAUUAAUUAGAAAUUGUUAAUAAAUGUUAUUGAAAUGAUUAUUAAAACGAA
Molecule: messenger RNA, 3939 nt
Organism: Drosophila willistoni
Lineage: Eukaryota; Metazoa; Arthropoda; Insecta; Diptera; Drosophilidae
Gene: HDAC6
Product: histone deacetylase 6
Exons: 8
Coding region: 129-3539 (1136 amino acids)
Biological process (GO): chromatin organization
Cellular component (GO): histone deacetylase complex
Molecular function (GO): zinc ion binding; histone deacetylase activity
Source: RefSeq, a predicted model, not a curated record